AUAGUCGGGUCCAUCUAUCUGUAUUUAAUAAAAAAAAUAUUCUUUACUAGCCUGGUUUUGGCAAAUUUCCCUCUCCAAUGACAAAAAAAGAAAGGGUUAAAAUUUGAGCUGUUCAACUAUAACAACGUUAAGUUUGGUGCGAUCCUUUACUCCCUAUCCUAUGGUGCCUCUCUCAGUCCUCACCCUAUCUACUUUAUUUGAACCUCGGACUUUUUUUAUUUUAUUAAAAACCCAUGAUAAAGACUCGUUAGGAGCAAUAGAAACUGAUGCAAGAAUUACUCAUUGUUAGUAGGUAUGUUUUGUCUAAUUGGCCUUCAGUUUUAUUUUACUCACUAUCAUAACGACAAAAGUUAAUUGUUUGCAGUAUGUAAGCAAGUGUGUUGUCACAGUAACUGUUUAAUUGUUAUUCAUUACAAUAUUAACUAUCGAUAGGUGUUAACAUAUUCAUUACUACAUAAAAAUAUAAGUAUACGUACAUAUCUAUGAAUUGAAAUAAUAAGAAAUAGGUAUAUCAGAAAAAUAUGCUGUCUCCAAAACUAAGUCCCAUCUUGCGGCAAUAUAUAAUAGUAAUUGGUGCCACAUUAAGUAUACUCAGCCCUGGAUUCAGUUUAGGAUGGGGUUCACCAGUCCUGGUGAAAUUGAUGAAAGUGGAAAAUAGUACGGAAAUGAUACUAUCAAAGCCUAUCACCACUGAAGAGGGCUCCUGGUUGGUAUCUAUUGUAUCAUUGAUUAGCAUGUUUGCUAUCGUUCUUAUUCCGUUAGCCAACGUAAUAGGGCGGAAAUAUUGCAUAGUAUUGUCCUGUUUACCAAACAUAAUAGCUGGCCUCAUUUUUGUCUUUUCUGACAAGUUUUGGCUUGUCUUAUUUGGCCGCGGAUUGUGUGGAGUAUCUAUAGGCCUGCUGUUCCCGAUUAUUUCUGUUUAUUCUGCUGAAAUCUCUGAUAAAGAGAUACGUGGAACUUUAUGCUCCUUCAUACAAAUAAUCUGUGCUUUGGGCUGCGUGACUAUGUUCAUCGUUGGACCAUUUAUUUCCUAUAUUAGUUUAAACGUCUUAUAUACUUGUAUCACUAUAGUCAGCUCCAUUCCGUCGCUGUUUAUACCUCGAAGUCCAUAUUUUUUGUAUUCAAAAGGUCGAAUACAAGAAUCACUUCAAGUUCUAACAAUGUUACGAGGUUCAGAAGAACGAGCAAAAGAAGAAAUUGAACAAUAUUCAUUGUACAAAAGAGAAAAUGAAAUCGAAAUAUCUAAAAAGAUUUAUAAAGAGAAAACAUUUUGGAAAGCCAUUUUCAUAUCACUAACACUAGCCAUUCUAUCGCAAUGUUCAGGAUAUAAUUCGGUAUCUUUCUAUUUACUAACUGUAUUAGAAUCUACGGAAACUAGUAUUAGUCCAGGGAUUGCUUCAGCUGUGGUAGGUGGGAUACAAUUGUUUGGCGCCUGCAUAACAGCCUGUAUCGUUGAUAAGUUUGGAAGAAAGAUGAUAUUGUUUAGUUCAUUCAUUGGAAUUGCACUUGGAAUGUGUGGUUUGGGAACAUUUUUCAAAAUAAAGGAGACCCAGGAAAUUCAUGGAAUACUAAACUUUUUGCCAAUCAUAUCAAUAAUAUUCGUUAUAUUCAGCUUUAUAGCAGGUCCAGCUUCAAUUCUGUUCACAUUAGCGGCGGAGUUGUUCGACAGGCCAGCGAAAACUGUGGGAACCUCGAUAGCAAUUUUAGUAAAUAUGCUAUUUAUGUUUCUAGCCAUCAAGUACAGCGGUAUUAUUACCAGUUACGUGGGCGUAGUUUGGAGUUAUUGGAUGUAUAGUUGUAUUUCUAUGUUGAGUUGUUUGUUUGUUAUAAUUUUUAUACCAGAGACGAAGGGGAAGAGUUUUGCCGAAAUACAGGACAAGUUAAAAACGGGGAAGUCAAAGAUGUCAUUUCACGUGGUUACAAUACGAUCGUAGAGUACAAUCUGUUUUAUUAAAACUUAAGGAAAAUGUUAACAAAUAAAUAAUUGAUUCGAUUGAUCCAUUGAUGACAUAGUUUAUUGAUGUCCAACAGCAUCUAGUAUACAUAGAAUGUCGACUAAUUGAUCUGAUAUUUCGAAUUGUUACUGAUUUUAUAUAGAAAGUGUUUCUCUGAUAUUUUUCUACAAAACGUAUUUAUUUACUUUAAUUUGCACCACUUAAAGUAUUUUAUAUAUAAUUCUAAUAUUGCUGUGUGGUCCCGGUAUAGAAUGAAUGAAUGGAAGGGGUGGCCUAUCCCUCCCUUUCCCGUAAGUGUUGUAAGAGGCAACUAAAGGAGGGGGAGAGAUGGGCAGCAGCGUCCCUCUUAAAACUUCUAUAAAGUCUAAUUGCGAUUGCCAAUCCGCCUGGCAAGCAUAGGAAGUACUAGCAAAACCCCCCAAGGGGGAGGUUUAUGUUCAGCAGUGGGCACUUAAAGGCUGAUAUGAUGAAGAUAUAUUUCACUUAUGAAGUUUGCUUGGGUACCUCUGUCCCAUUCGUGUUUCAACCGUGAAGCAGUUUUAUUUGCAUGGCUGUGUUACGGUUUGAGAUAUGGCAGUGAAUUUACAGGGUACAAAAAAAUAACACCUGAGUCCUCAGGAAUGGUAACGCAUGGGGAGUAUCAUGGGCGAAAGAGUAUACUCUGUUAUGUCGAUGGUACUGCUCAUAUCUAUAGGCCACUUUCCAUCAGGUGGGCCGUCAGCUUGUUUGCCAUUCUAUGUUGAAAAAAACAAAAGGUGCAAAGCUCGCUAAAGUAAUCUCUUCCAGACAACCUUUCGGCAGAGGAGAAAGAAAAAAGACGGUAGCUAUUUGACGCGAGAAAUGUAACUAAUAAAAAAAUAGAGACGCUUAUUAUUAAUAACACACGCAAAUAAUUAUAUUUACAUUAUUAUUUAUGGUUACAUUUUCAUUCAAUUGUAUUGAAAUAGACAAUAUUAUUUUUCGUCUCGUUGUAUUGUGGUGCGGGUGACACCUAAAAUUAUUGCUAUGAAGAGAACUGAUUGAUAUUUAGUCACGGUAUAAACUUUGUUUUGAAUCUCUAAGUUACGUUUUAUUUUUUUUAUAUUUUAUGUUCUUAAGGGCCUAUUACACAUUAGAAAGCCCAGUGCAGGUAUAGGUAGCUUGAAUAUUUUCGUAAUUGUAGAUAAAUCGUUUAUUACAUUUUAUGUGUUCAAUCAAGAAAAAUAAAUAUGUUUAUAACUGUAAUAAUUGAUGGAGCAGUAAAUUGACGCGAAUAUUGAUUGUUAUCAAUAAGAGCUCCAAUCUAUUGGUGAUAAGAGUUAUAAUUAAGAGAUUGUCACCCUUAAAUUAUACUGUUACCGUAGUAGUGGACGUAACAGUUCAUUUGUCCAUAUUAUAAAAUUCAAUGGGAUUUUAGUUUAGAUUGGUAUUAGACCUCUAAAAUUUUAGACAGUUGUGUCCAGAAUUCGUUAAAUAAAUAUAAUAUUCAUUGACUGUAUGUACUUUGUUACUGUAUAUCGUAAUUUCUCCCCGUUGUUUCUUACUAACAGAUUUAUAUUAUUACUUAUAGAAUUUUUUAGUCCUACUUACA
Galleria mellonella (greater wax moth) is the source of this 3525-nucleotide messenger RNA. Its product is annotated as facilitated trehalose transporter Tret1-like. The transcript is spliced from 7 exons. Gene Ontology annotation, cellular component: membrane. Gene Ontology annotation, biological process: transmembrane transport. Lineage: Eukaryota; Metazoa; Arthropoda; Insecta; Lepidoptera; Pyralidae. Gene Ontology annotation, molecular function: transmembrane transporter activity. The record is from RefSeq and is a predicted model, not a curated record. The coding region runs from base 522 to 1934 and encodes 470 amino acids.